GCUUAUAUUAAAUAGUAAUUCAAUCAGGUACCACUCUACAUCUGAAAUAGUAUGUGAAAGCAAUCAUUGGUAAUUACCUGUCAGAAUGGAAAACCAGCAGGAGUGAAAGCUUUAAGUUUAACCUGUCAGUUCACCGUUGGCAAUCUAUUAAAUUCACACCCCAUGGCAACUAGCCUGACUACAGUCUAAUAUAAAUUCAGACUAAAAAAGAAACACAUUCCUGCUGAAUGAGACAGUCCAGCCACAGGUGUGUUCUUAUUAUUAUUAUUCAAUCAAGCACCACAGCUUCCCUGACUAGCUGUAAAUUGCUCUCCCGUGUCUUUCUUUUCACCAAAUUGUUCAUUCUUACCUUUUUAUAUUCAUGAAAUGUCUUCAGAGACAGUAGCAUUGUUUAGUGGUGAAAAUUAAUCAAGCACAUUUACUAAAUUAGUUUACUUAAGUACUUUACUGGAGUGUUUCAUGUGCUACUUUACACUUCUACUCCACUACAUUUCAGAGGGAAAUGUUGUACCUUUUAUUUUACUGCAUUUAUCUGACAGCUAUAGUUACUAAUUAAUUUUCUUCAGUUUAAUACUUUAAACAUGUGAUCAGCUUAUAUAAUAUGAUACAUGGUUAUAGGUCAAACUGUCCAAUAGUAUAGUAGUUAGAGUUCUCUCUACCUUAACCAUCUACAGUACUAUAAUGCUGCUUGCAUGUAAAUACAUUAAUAUUGAAAAUACAAUAAAAUGAUACAGCCUGUAUAUUGAUAUAGCACUCAAAAGUCAUAUCGCAUUAUGAGUACACAUACUUUUCAUACUUUAAGUAUAUUUUCAAGUAUACUUUUGAUAAUACUUCAGUACUUUAAGUAAGAUUUUGAAUGCAAGGCUUGUAGUUGCUAACUAUUUUACAUUGUGGCAUUGCUACUUUUUAUUGCUGAAAUGAUCAAUUGACUAAAAUUAGAAAUAGAAUCCCAAAAUUUUUAAUUAAUUGUUAAUUGUUUGUCAUUUCUCUGCAUGCUUCCAGCUUCUCACAUUCCAUACUUGUAGUAAUGAGCUGGAUGCUUGCAUCACUGUGCGGUGGUGACGUGUGGCGUCUGGGAGCUGUCCCAGGAAUCAUGGUGCUGAAGCUGCAGCACCGAUUCAGCAGCCAAUGAUCACAGGAGAAUCCGGGGCUACGGAUGCUUUCACCCAGAGCAGGACAGUCCGACAAUCGUGUUGGAUUUUAACCGAGGGAUUGUAAACCCAUCAGCUUGUUCUUUGGACGUGGAAAUUCCAUAAUUGGGGAUGUAAGCUUCACACAGACUUGCCAGCGACCUGCAGUCUGCCUGGAGAUCUAUGGGGGAAAAAAAUCCCGAAACUGUGAGUCGUAUAGAAAACGGUGUAGCUUGCCAGCUGUUUCAUUUAUUGAACUUAAUGGCUUCAGACACUUGUUUGCAUCGAUGGGAUUUAUUUGCCUUUUGGAUUUACAUCCUCGUGGGAAGACAAUAAAAGACAUUCAAUUAUACAAAAACUAAAAGGGUGCUUUACAUCCCAACAAACGCUGGAAAACGCACCCCUGCACCCUCUAUCCCAUCCCACAACAUAUAAAGAAGCGCUUGCUUAUGACGGGGACACAUAUGGUACAUGCUGUUUUCUUCCAGCACCUUUGCACGGUGCUGUGAGUUUCUGGCCGGAGACAGCCUGAUGCUGCGCAGCCAGGGCAUGCUGAAGAGCCGCUGUUGCGUCCUGCUCGGUGACCUGAGGGUGCUCCUGCUCGGGCCACCGGCACCGCCGACACCGCUGCCUCCGCUGACCCCCAUGAGUGGCCAAACCACGGAAAGCCAUGAGACAGGCGUCACCGUCCCCGACAACAACAACACGUUAACGCGGAGCCAUCAGCACGCAGGGGACCGGACUGCCUUACCUGCGGCAGGAGCCAGCGGGCCACCGGGCGGAGAGCGACCGGUGGCGGGUUGGGUUGACGCCGCAGAGCUGUCGGCGGCCCUGCGCGGCUGCAGCAGCUCCUCUGAUGACUGCUCAAAGGGCAAACUGGAGGAGAGGUACUCCCUUACCAGCUACACGGAGAGUGGGUUCAGGACGCCUGUGUGCAGGAUCUGUUUCCAGGGACCAGAACAUGGGGAGCUCUUGAGCCCAUGUCGGUGCAGUGGGUCAGUACGCUGCACCCAUCAGCCCUGCCUCAUCAAAUGGAUCAGCGAGAGAGGGUCCUGGGCCUGUGAGCUCUGCUACUACAAAUAUCAGGUCAUUGCCAUCAGCACCAAGAACCCACUACAGUGGCAGGCCAUCUCCCUGACAGUGAUAGAGAAAGUGCAGAUAGCAGCAGCUAUCUUGGGCUCCCUGUUCCUGAUGGCCAGUAUCUCUUGGCUGGUGUGGUCAUCUUUCAGCCCGUCGGCCCGCUGGCAAAGACAAGAUCUGCUUUUCCAGAUCUGCUACGGCAUGUACGGCUUCAUGGAUGUGGUCUGCAUCGCACUAAUUGUCCACGAGGGACCUUCUGUGUUUCGUAUCUUCCACCGUUGGCAGGCUGUGAACCAGCAGUGGAAGGUUCUGAACUAUGAUAAGUCCAUGGACAGCGAUGACCUGAAGGAGGCCACUGUGGACAGGACUCUGUCUCAGCCCAGCCAGGGCUAUCAGACUGGGGUAGGAGUGUCCACCUCCACCUCCUCACUGAUGGUGGUAGCCUCCACAGCCGCUGGCUCCACUUCUACAACCGUGGUGACGGCAGCAGGAGGACUGGGGACGCAUGUUGACCCCAACAUCGGCAGCACAGUGCCAGACCAACACUGUCCCUACAACAUCCUCCACCUCCUCAGCCACCUGAGGCAGCCGGAGGCCCGCAGCCAACCCAGCAAUAGCACACGAGAGCUGGUCAUGCGAGUCACUACAGUCUGAGGAGUAAGUUGAGGCCUUAUCUCACAGGGGAGGUGAACAAUUUACGAACCAGCUGACAGUUGGAAAAAAAAGUCUUAUCUUAACUAAACUGCUGGAUUAAUACGAUGUUCUUGUUUAUUUGAAAAUGCAUCUCUGAUGUCCUUACAUGGAUUGAAUAAAAGUCAAAGUUGUUUGAUUUUCAGAAUUGGUUGGAGAAUAGUUAUUUUAGGUAUAAUUUCGAUGGUAUGUGCAUUCUUGAUCUUUGAGAACAGUAUACUGUACGGUGAAGAGAAUAUAAGCUCCAAGGUCAAUUUACUAAUCAUUUUAAGCUUUUAACUGCAUCAUUAUUUAGUGGAUCUUUGAGCAUGCUGUAGAUUCUCUUCAUUCUUUUCCAUAAUAUGAUCACAUUUUACCAGGACAUGUG
This is a messenger RNA of Lates calcarifer (barramundi perch), 3267 nucleotides long. It is a transcript of the gene marchf4b, whose product is annotated as membrane associated ring-CH-type finger 4b. Gene Ontology annotation, biological process: protein ubiquitination. The transcript is spliced from 6 exons. Bases 1602 to 2864 code for a protein of 420 amino acids. NCBI's taxonomy places the organism in Eukaryota, Metazoa, Chordata, Actinopteri, Centropomidae. Gene Ontology annotation, molecular function: zinc ion binding; ubiquitin-protein transferase activity. The record is from RefSeq and is a predicted model, not a curated record.